AUGACGAUAUCUUCGUUUCUGGACAAGGUUUUAUUGCGAGAGAAGGGGGACAGCUGGUCACACUUUUGGUUGUGCUAUUGGUGUGAUGUUCUGUAUUUUAUUCUGUGUACAGGUAAAACUCUGAGUCCUCAGGUGAUGUUCCAUAACGCAGCCUCCAACAUCAUCUGUAAGGUUCUGUUUGGGACCCGUUAUGAGUACAAUGAUGAGACCAUUAAAAAAGUUGUUCAGUGGUUCACAGAGAUGCUGAAAAUAUUUAACGGACCGUGGGCCUUGCUGUACAACUCGGUUCCAUAUGUUUCGUACCUGCCACUGCCCUUUAAAAAGGCCUUUAAGAAUAUGGAGCUGUAUCUCAACUUUUCAAAUGGUUUGGUGAAUGAGCACAAGAGGACCAGGACCGCUGGAGAACCUCGAGACUUUGUGGACUGCUACCUGGAUGAACUGGAUAAACAGAAAGAAGAUUCUUCAUUUUCUGAGGAACAGCUCAGAAGGAUCACUUUAGAUCUUUAUCUUGCUGGAACUGACAGCACCUCCAACACCCUCCUGACUGGGUUUCUGUACCUCAUGAACCAUCCUCAGGUCCAAGAUCGAUGUCAGCAGGAGAUCAAUCGAGUUCUGGAUGGGAGGGAUUGGGCCAGUUUUGAGGACAGACACAACAUGCCUUACGUGCAGGCUGUAAUCCAUGAAGUCCAGAGGGUUGCCAACACUGUUCCUCUCAGUGCCUUCCACUGCUCCACUAAAGACACAGAGCUGAUGGGAUAUGACAUUCCCAAGGGAACAUUAAUCAUCCAGAAUAUGGAGUCAGUGCUGAGGGAGGAGGGUCAGUGGAAGUUCCCUCACGAGUUCAGUCCUGAGAACUUCCUGAACGAGCAGGGAGAGUUUGUCAAACCAGAGGCCUUCAUGCCUUUCUCUGCAGGUCCUCGGAUGUGUCUGGGAGAGGGUCUGGCUCGUAUGGAGCUGUUCCUCAUGACGGUGACCCUGCUGAGAAAGUUUAAGUUCAUCUGGCCGGAGGAUGCUGGAGAACCAGACUUCACUAUGAUUUUUGGGGUAACGUUGACUCCAAAACCUUACAUGAUGAAGGUCCAGCUGAGGUCUGAACAGUGAGGAGGUGCAGAUGCUCUGCAGAAAAUGAUGAAUAACUGAUCAGUUAAAUAAAAAUCCGAUCAUUGGCCAAUCCUUUGGACGCCAUUGUAUUUUUGGUGGAUCUAAGUGUUAACAAUUUUUUAGAAGCUUAAAGUUCAUUCUAAACUUUGUCUCAGACACAGUUUUUCUCAAAUUUAUUUCCACUCUGUAGAUCAUUUAAGAAAUGAUUAAUUUGGUCCUACAGGAUUUGCCGUAGAUGGUGUAUACAUGUAACGCCACUCCCUGGUGUACUUGGUCUGUAUUAGCUGUUAGCUGUGGUUCCUAUCACUAAAGAUUCAAGUGAGAA
This is a messenger RNA of Austrofundulus limnaeus, 1426 nucleotides long. Its product is annotated as cytochrome P450 2U1. Gene Ontology annotation, cellular component: intracellular membrane-bounded organelle; cytoplasm. Gene Ontology annotation, molecular function: oxidoreductase activity, acting on paired donors, with incorporation or reduction of molecular oxygen, reduced flavin or flavoprotein as one donor, and incorporation of one atom of oxygen; heme binding; iron ion binding. NCBI's taxonomy places the organism in Eukaryota, Metazoa, Chordata, Actinopteri, Cyprinodontiformes, Rivulidae. The transcript is spliced from 9 exons. Gene Ontology annotation, biological process: xenobiotic metabolic process. Bases 1 to 1101 code for a protein of 366 amino acids. The record is from RefSeq and is a predicted model, not a curated record.